CAAAUAGGGAGUACAUAGCCAUAACGCUGUGGGCAAACGGUAUCAGUGCGCGUAACCAAGCCGCGCCGGUUGGUAGGAGUGUGGUGAGGGUGUGCUGGAGGCAAAGCGUUUUGUUCAUCCCGCUACUUCGAUGAGCGACAAACGAGAGAAGGGCCUGGUAGACAGUGCGCCCAUCGGAAUAUGCCUUCCCCAGCUCGGGAGGAAAGCAAAGGGGAGAGCGGACAGGCAGAGGACGGAGCAGCGGACAGCGACGACAGGGAGAGAGGGACAGCCGCUCGUCUCGUGUGCGCUCUGGAGAUGGAGAUGACAAACUGCAGCCUGCGCGGCAACUCCAAAGUGGACUGUGUGACUUGUGAUGGUCUGAUCAAUCGAAACGGCGGGGACUCGGCAGAAGUGUCGGUGCCGCUGUCACUUCCCGGGAAGCGGACAGCUCCUAUGGAGGGGGACAACCUCUACAGACUGCGAGACAGAAAGUUUUUAUUGGAGGAUAAAAAGCGCCUCUGCGCGCUGGCUUUGGGCACCGCUGUGCUCGGGAUACUGCUCAUGAUAAUCCACGCCGAGUUAUGUCCCUUCAUCUAUAAACCGGGCUCAAACAUUGCCUUAAUCAUCAACUGUUCCAUCAGCCUGUCCACUGGGUGUCUCCUGGUCUUCAUUAUAGCUUUCCAUUAUAAGGACAUCAGGCUCUUCAUCAUUGACCACAACCAGGUGGACUGGCGUAUUGCCAUGACCAGCCACAGGGUUCUUGUGAUCACUCUGGAGCUCUUAGUCUGUGUCAUCCAUCCUGUUGGCACAUACUGGGAUGUGGGCCUCCAUGUCAACUCCUCUUCCUCGGCUCCGCUCUGUGUUUCCGACCACCACGGCGAGGCCCUGAUGGACAUGGAACUGCUGUUGUCAGUGCUGAUGUUCCUCCGCUUGUACUUGGUGCACAGAACCAUCCUGCUGCACAGCAAAGUGCUGCUGAGCGCCUCCUACAGGAGCAUCGGCUCACUCAACAACAUCAACUUCACCUUCCGCUUUGUUCUCAAGGUACUGAUGAACAAAUACCCGGGGCGCACGCUGCUGGUCUUCAUCCUCUUCUUCUGGCUCACCGCAUCCUGGAUGCUCACUUUGUGUGAGAGGAAGACCCAAGAAUCGACAGGCCACAUGGACACGGCUCUGUGGCUCAUAGCCAUCACCUUCCUCACAGUGGGCUAUGGUGAUGUGUCGCCCAACACCAGCUGUGGCAAGGCAGUGUGUCUCUUCACUGGAGUCAUGGGUGUAGCCUGCACUGCCAUGCUGGUGGCAGUCGUUACCAAGACGCUGGCUUUGAACAAAGGGGAGAAGCAUGUGCACUUCUUCAUGCUGGACAUCCAGAUCUCUAAAAGGAUCCGCCACGCCGCUGCUAAUGUGCUAAGAGAAUGCUGGCUUCUGCACCGCACAAACUUGACAAAGGGCAACCGUGGUGAGCACCGGAGACACCAGAGAUGCCUUCUGGAAGCCAUCAGAGUAUUUCGGCAUUUACGCCUCAAACAAAGAAAACUGAGAGAUUACGUCAGCGAGAUGGUGGACCUUCCCAAGAUGCAGAUGAUCAUGUGUGACCUCAGUGCCAAUUGGAAUAACUCCUAUCGGGAGCUGGAGCAGCGUAUCCUCUCCAUGGAGCAGAAGCUGGACGAACUGAGUCGCUGCUUUCAACAAACGUCUGAGCUGCUGUCUCAGGUCCUACGUCACCGAAACCCGGAGAUAAGGUGACAUGGCUACAUACACUUCAGAGACAGCUAAUCUGUCUUCAGCAUUUUCAUCUACAGUAUCCACGAAAGUGAGACAGUAAAUCCUCUCCACCCAGAGUUGCUCCAGACUCUAAACAUGCUGAACCACUUGGAGGACUGGCAUACCUACUAAAGAUCUCAUCUUCUGGCUUUGUGCGGAGUGCACGGCACAGUGACUCAUGGCUGUAAAAUUGUACAGAUAAAAUAAGACUUCCCUUCAGUGUGGGAGAAUCACAGUGCAUUUUGAGAAAUCUGUUGUAUUUUCAGCAGUUAUAUUUGUGAGGGUGCACAAAGGACUGAAGUAAUCUCAAACAGUGAGUGUGGAGAGCCUUGUAAUCCACUGUCAAAGGCUCCAGGGCUAACCAAGGGUAACUUUGGUAUUUUUCAACCUGGACAUUAUUUUCCCAUAUUUUUGUGUCAAAGUAACUAAUGGGGAGAGGUUUGAAUUUGGUCCAGUAUUGAGUGAGAGCGCUGCAGCCUGCAGCCGCAAAAUGGGCUACAACGUUAUUAUUACGGGCAAUUGCUCACCGUCAGAAUACAUCCAUUAAAAGUGCUCGUUUUUGCCAGCGACAGGCUCACAUUGUUACUAUUAGUGUCUCACCACACGACCCGACACAUUAAUCACACUUUCUGUACUUUUUGCUUGAUCCACUAUGUCUGCGCGUCGUCUGCUCUUCAAUUUGUAGUCUUAUCCGUAUACUCCGGCUUUAAUGAAUAUGGGUGGCCAUCAAUUUCAAAGGCCUCAUCCAAAUCAGCUAAAUAUUCAGCCAAAAUAUUUCAUAUAACUCUAACACAACAAACUCUUCCUGGCCGACACUGCAACGCUCCCGUUUCUACUGUUGUCUUCCUGCAACGAGUCAACUCACGGCUCUUGAGAUUUCAGAAAGACUUCUCCUAGAGCGAGACUUGGUUAGACAAAAAGGCAGGUCAGCACACUUCUAACUAACAAUCUGAGCCAAUCAGUGGCAAAGGCAAGCACUUUUAAUGGGUGUAUUUUAAUGGUGAGCAAUUUCCCACCAAAUUCAAAAGUUCUUGUCCCCAUCAGUCACUUUGACACAAAAUUGUGAAAAUAAGGUCCAGGUUGAAAAACACUGACAUUACCCUUUAACUUCUAUUUGUAAGGUUUCAUUGAUGGACUCCGUCACUGCCUUAUUCCUGUGGAAUAAGAUAUAUAUUUUUCAUCUUAAUUUUAUUUUAAAUUUCUUGCAAUGUUUUUGUGUUAGCAUAAUCAGUUUUAUAAAAACCUAUCGCAAAUCCUCUUUUUCAUCAGCAGACAGUUGAAUGGCUAUCAAGGUGAUUAUUGUUUGCA
Messenger RNA from Morone saxatilis (striped sea-bass), 3054 nucleotides. It is a transcript of the gene kcnn4, whose product is annotated as potassium intermediate/small conductance calcium-activated channel, subfamily N, member 4. Gene Ontology annotation, biological process: potassium ion transmembrane transport. Lineage: Eukaryota; Metazoa; Chordata; Actinopteri; Moronidae. The record is from RefSeq and is a predicted model, not a curated record. Gene Ontology annotation, molecular function: calmodulin binding; small conductance calcium-activated potassium channel activity; intermediate conductance calcium-activated potassium channel activity. Gene Ontology annotation, cellular component: neuronal cell body; plasma membrane; neuron projection. The transcript has 9 exons. The coding region runs from base 181 to 1728 and encodes 515 amino acids.